This is a messenger RNA of Penaeus monodon (black tiger shrimp), 3894 nucleotides long. RefSeq names its product filaggrin-like. Bases 1 to 3894 code for a protein of 1297 amino acids. The transcript is spliced from 5 exons. The record is from RefSeq and is a predicted model, not a curated record. NCBI's taxonomy places the organism in Eukaryota, Metazoa, Arthropoda, Malacostraca, Decapoda, Penaeidae.
AUGGCAACAAAGAAACAAACAAGCCCCGCAGUGCAACAAAGGAUCCGAGCGCCAGAAUCAGACCAGGGAAAAGCAAAACAUGGCAAACACAGGGCAGAGGGCAGCAAGACAGCAAAACGCGACAGCAGGAUACAGGACAGCAAACACGGGGCAGCAAAUAAAGGGGAAACAGGACAGCGGGCAAGGACAGAAGGCAUAGACAGCAAAGACAGCAGGGCACAGGACAGAAGCAGUAGGACACAAACAGCAGGCAGCAAGACGCAAGACAGGGACACAAGACAGCAAAGCAGCGACAGCAGGAUAGCAAGGGCAGAAAGACGCAGGACAGAGACACAAACGCAAGACAGCAAAAGGGCAGCAAACCCGAAACCCGGCAGGCAGCAGAAAAAAUCGGGCAGAAGACGCAACAAAGGAAAACUACGAAAACAGCAGGCAGCGGCGGGGAACACAGCAAAACACGAAACAGCAAGACAGCAGGACAGCAAGACACAAGACACAGGACAAAGGACAGCAGGGGCGCAAAACCAGGACGCAAGACAGCAACAGCAAAAACAGCCACAGAAACACCCAAGACAGCAGGGCAGCAACACAACAGCAAACCCAAGACCAGACCCCGGGCAGCAAAGCAGACGCAGGGAAACAGACAGAAGACGGGAAAGACAGAAAGAACAGCAAGACAGCAAGACAGCAGGACAGCAGGAUAGCAGGACAGCAAGACAGCAAACAGCCGACACAGGACAGCAACGAAACACAAGACACAAACAGCAGGGGCAGCAGGACAGAAGGACAGCAAACCCCCAAGACACAAGACGGGAAGGGCGCAGUAUCAGGGACAGCAAGCGCAAGACAGCGGACAGCAGGAUAGCAGACAGCAAACGCAAACAGCGGACAAAGGGCACAAAACGCAGGAUACAGGACGCAAAAACGCAAGGCAGAAACACAAGACAGCAAGACAGCAGGACAGCAAGACAGCAAGACAGAACAGGACAGCAAGACAGAAAGAAAAGCAGGACACAAGACAGCAGACAGCAACAGCAGACGCAAAACAAACAAACAAGCAGCAAGACAGCAAACAGUAGGACACAAAACAAGACAGCAAGACAGCAAACAAAAGGACAGCAAGACAACAAGACAGCAAAACAGAGACAGAGGACACAGGAACAGGGGCAGAAAGGACAGCAGGACAGCAGACAGCGGGGACGCAAGAAACAAGAAGCAGGACAGCAAACACAAGACGCAGGACAGAAGGGCACAAGACAGCAAACGCAAGACAGCAAGACGCAGACAGCAAGACCGCAAGACAGCAGGAAAAAAAGGGCAAAGGGAAACAAGACAUCAAGACACGACACAGGGGCAAGGGACAGCAAAACAGGGAGACCAGGACAGAAGGGAAAAAGCAGGCAGAAGGCGAAACGCAAGACAGCAAGACAGCAGGACAGCAGACAGCAAGACAGCAGGACAGAAGGACAGCAAAACACGGGGCAGAAGGCAAACAGGACAGAAGGACACAGCCCGCAGGGCAAAAACGCAGGACGCAACGAAAGGGCGCAAGACCAGCAGGGCAGCAAGACGCGACCAAGACAGCAAAACAGCAAGACAGCAAGACAGCAAAUACGGCAACCAAGACAGCAAGACAGCAGACAGAGGAAAAGGACCCGGGGGAAACGCAAGACAGCAGGGCAGAAAAACCGCAGGACAAAGGACAGCAAGACAAAGACGCGGGCAGCAGGACAAAGGCACAAACGCAAACAGCAAAAACAGCAGGAAGCAGGCAGCAGGACGAAGGGCAAAGGGCAGCAGGACGAAACAGCAGGGCAGAGGGCAGCAAGACAGCAAGAAGCAAAACAAAAAUCGGACGGGCAGAAGACAGCAGGACAGCAAGACAGCAGGACAGAAGGACAGCAAGACAGCAAGACAGUAAGACAGCAAGACAGCAAGACAGCAAGACAGCAAGACACAAAAACCAGAAAGCAAACAGCAGGGGCAGCAAAACAGCGGCAGAAGGACAACAAGAAAAAAGACAGACAGCAGGACAGCAGGACAGAAGGACAGCAGGACAGAAGGACAGAAGGACGCAGGACAAAGGACAAAAAGGGCGCAGGGGCAGAAGGCAGCAAAACAGAAGACAAAAGACAGCAAGAACCAGGGGCGAAGACCAAAAACGCGGACAAAAGGGCAGCAAAACAGCAGGACAAAGGACGCAAGACAGAAGGACAAAGGCAGCAGACGAAGGCAGCAAGAACAGGACAGCAGGGCGCAGGGCAGAAGACGCAGGACAGAAGGGCGAAGGAAAACAGGACAGCAGGACAAAAGGGGCAGCAAAAACACAGGACAAAACAGCAGGACAGAAGGACAGAGGACCCGCAGGAAGAAGGGCACAGGAAGCAAGACAGCGACAGCAAGACAACAAACACAAGACAGCAAACACAAACGCAGGACACAGGACAGAGGCGCCGAAAAAGCAGACGCAGACAGCAAGACAGCAAAGCAAACAGCAAAACACAGGGCACAAGACGCAGGACAGCAGACAGCAAAACAGCAGACGAAGACAGCGGACAGCAAACAGCAAAACGCAAGACGCAGGAAGCCGACAAAGGGGCAGCAGGGAAAAAAAGACAGCAACAGCAGGACACAAGACAGCAGGACAGCCCAAAAAAACAGCAACACAACAAGACACGACAGAGGAAGGGCAGGGAAAAAGCAAGACAGCAGGACAGCAGGACAGCAAGACAGCAGGACAGCAGGACAGCAGGACCAGAAGGACAGCAGGACAGAAGGACAGCAGGACAGCAGGACAGCGGGGAACAGGGCAGCAGCAUAGGAAAGGGCAGCGAAGGCAGCAAACAGCAAGACACAGGACAGCAAGACAGCAAGACACAGAAGCAGGGACGAAAGACAGAGGGCAGCAGACAAAAAAGGACAGCAGACAGCAAAGACAGCAGGACAGCAACAGAACACAGGACAGAAGGAAAAAGCAGACGCAAAACAGCAAGACACAAGCGCCGACAGCAAAAAACUAGGACAGCAGGGCAGGGACAAAGGGGCACAAGACAGAAAGGACGAAGACCAAAACGGCAAGAAGCAAGGGCACAAGAAGCAAACACAGGACAGCAAGACAAGGGGCAACAGGGCAGAAGGACAGCAAGACGCAAGACAAAGGACACAAAACAGCAGACAGAAGACACGGACAAAGGACGCAAACAGAAAACAGCAAGACACAAAACACAAAACAACAGACAGCAGGAAAUAAGGACAAAAGAAAAACAGCAGACAAGCAGCAAAGGGCAGCAAGAAAAAGCAAGACAAGGAACGCAAGAACAGGAAGGACAGCAGGGAAACAAAAAAGGACAGCAAGACCGCAAGACAGCAGGGCCAGCAAGGGCAGCAAAAAGAAAAGCAAGACAGAAAAAAGGGCAGCAAGACAGAGGACAGCAAAGGGCAGAAAGCGAAAAAGCAGGGAAAGGGGAAAAGGACACAAGACAGCAGGGCGCAAAACAGCAAAACAGCAAGAAGAGCAAACAGCAGGGCACAGGAAGCAAACAGCAACCACAGGACAGAGGAAGCAGGACGCAAGACAGCAACAACAGACGCAAACAGCAAGACCCCAGGAAGAAGGACAGCGACAGCAGGACAGAAGAAGCAAGACACAGGACAGAAGGCAGCAGGGCACAGGGCAGCAGGCAGCAGGGCACAACGCAAGGGCAGAAGACGCGGACAGCGGGCAGCAAGACAGCAAGACAACAGGACAGCAAGACAGCAGGACAGAAGGACAUCAGGACAGCAGGACAGAAGGGCAGCAGGACAUCAGGACAGCAGGACAGAAGGGCAGCAGGACAGCAAGACAGCAGGACAGCAGGACUGCAGGACAGAAGGACAGUAGGACCCCAGCGCUGA